GUUGAAAGAGCUGUGGCUCGUGUGUUAAUGAUCGCUUUUCAUGAGUUUCUAGCGCAGAGGGUUUCUCGAGUUUCGCAUUCUACCAACCACUUCGUCUACAUUAGAUCAAAUCCUGUCGAAAGAAUAGAAUUUAGUGUUGUACUUUGACAAACAAAGGCCACCAAGAAAUUUUAACGGCACACGAAAUACUCUUUUGUGUCCGGUAUAGCAAAGAAGCCUUAAUUGAAAAAAGUGAAUACCCUUGAGAAAAGAGAACUUGGCUCGUAUUUUGUAAUUUGUUAUCGUGUUAUCGCAUCAAGAGUAACAAUGCCCUCAAGAUCGUAAUUAUCAUAUUUGCAAGCGGUAAAUCAUUUCAUUUAAGUAGCCAAGACUUCCUGAGUCCGGCAAGGUUUGGGCUGUAUUUCCAAUGAAGACAAAACUAGGCAUUUUACUUGGGCAUAAAAUACUACUAAAUUUCGUGUUUGGCGUGGGUAUCGUUAAGAUCUGAGAACAAAAGAAUGUAAUUAUGUUAUGGAAAUGAGAAGCGAACCAGACGUUUUAAAGGCUUCACUAUGCAGAUUAGCGGUGUUAAAUGUUAUGAAGCGGGCGACGUGAAUAGUAUCAGUAGAACAAGCUGAAAUAUGGCAGAAAUGACAAGCAGUGAACAAGUACACUUGGAAGAAAGUGGGACCCUUUGCGAUACAGAGACGACACUUAGACGGCAAAAUACACUGAACAAAAUAGGCAAAAGCUUCUCUAUUCACAUGGAAGAUGACGAGAAUGAAAACGUGUUUGUGAAGAUUUCAGAAGCCUGCAAAUGUGAAGCGGCGAAACAGAGCAGUUCGCUGUUAGAAGUCGCUGAAGGACUAUGCAACAGACAGUCGCCUGGAUCACAGCGCAGGGGCAAGAUCUUUAAAAAACUUGCUCCCGAAGUCGAAAAGCAAGUUUUUAAUGAAAUGCAGCAGGAUCUAUGUAAAAAUAUGUGGCAAGAGGCCAGACUACGAGUAUUCGGUACACCGAGUUCGGAGGCUGGUGGUGACACCGCAGCGAUAUCAAGCUCGACUGACACAGAUCAAGUGUGAAAACGGGAUGGAAAAAUCACAUUUGAACGGUUCCAUUGAAAGAUAACUGAAGUAAGACACUGCCGGCUAAAAUUACCUUUGCACUUUGUAAAGAUGCAGUUUUCUGAAAACCAAAAUAGGCAGAAGUGAACAGAGCUGUAAGUUGCGUGUGAAAUAACAAAAUAGUUACAUAAGCAGGGUCGAGAAGGCAGAUGUUCCUCGGUUUACAUUUAAAAAAAAUCAUCAUUUUUAUGGCUCAAAAAACAUCCUAGCAAAAAAAAUUUUCGUAAUUUUAAAAUCAUCACAGCUAUAUCGGAUAUGAAAGAGAUAUGAAAAGGAAAAAGAAUCAAAACAAACCCAUUAGAGGUCGACAUGUUUUUCCUGCUUAGUCUCAACGAAAACAAGCUAAACCACGCCAACUUCCUUCUAGAAAAAUUUUGGACGUAAUCAAUGCAAUGAAGCUCACAAACGGUACAAAUGUUUGAAUUAACCACGUCAAAUGGGUUUUAGUUUAUAUUUUGUAUUCAAACGUCUCUGCGACUUCGUGCCAAUCAGGAAAUCUUCAGUAACCGUGACAUUAUAAUUAGUCAACAUUAUUUUUCUAAUAAAAAUCAGUAAAUUAUGUUGAUUUCAUCUUUUUGUUUUCAAUCCAACAAAACGAAAGGAAAAUGUUCCUGUACCACAAUAAUUUGUUGGAUUUUGUUGCACUGAAGAAUCGUUACGAGGAGGAAGUUUUAUUUUUCUUCCCAAAAUUUUUACUGUGGUAGCUUGACCUUGACAGAGUAUGGCGAUUCGAACAACGUAAAAGCAAACAGAAAUAUAAAGUGCUUAACUUUACAUGCACAGCGGUCAAGUUACUGUGAAAACAAAUUAGUUGGCGGUUUUAAUUUCAUUGUAAUCAUUCAUUCAUGAAAAAAAAUCUUCCAGUUGCCCAAAAUAAGCUAACGAUUGAUAUUCUAUUAUUUGCUCAAUAAAUAAAGCGAUUUGAAUCAAA
This is a messenger RNA of Pocillopora damicornis (cauliflower coral), 2034 nucleotides long. RefSeq lists its product as uncharacterized. NCBI's taxonomy places the organism in Eukaryota, Metazoa, Cnidaria, Anthozoa, Scleractinia, Pocilloporidae. The record is from RefSeq and is a predicted model, not a curated record.